Sycon ciliatum is the source of this 881-nucleotide messenger RNA. RefSeq lists its product as uncharacterized. The record is from RefSeq and is a predicted model, not a curated record. The coding region runs from base 155 to 583 and encodes 142 amino acids. NCBI's taxonomy places the organism in Eukaryota, Metazoa, Porifera, Calcarea, Leucosolenida, Sycettidae. Gene Ontology annotation, molecular function: protein binding. The transcript has 4 exons.
CGCCCUGCACUGAAUCACCGAGUGUUCAUAAACCAGCAUUCACUUUCAGUUUCCAUUAGACUUUCACUUCCUCUAGCAGCGCUGAAACGGAGCAUUUCCGAGCCUCUCCCUUUUCCAGACCCGAUCUUCCUGUACUAGACUACUGCGGCUAACGAUGGCGUUUGCAACUAAAACGAUGGCUACCCUCAUCUUGGUGGUACUUGCAUCCAUUUGCGGCCUCACAGCACCUGUAGAAGGUGCUGCUGUACCAAAAUGGGACGCCGGUGAAUUAAACGCCCCAAUUUUGUUCCGACAUACAUUGGGCAGUCACCACGCUGGUUUCCUUAUCUUCGGCCCUUCAUUGAACAAGCCCAUCACUAAAAUCACAGUACACUGCACAACUACUGGAGCAGCGCCGCAUGUCACUGUCUCUGGCCACGCCAACAGCAUCAUCCAGGUCCACAGGCCAAUCGCGCAGGUGAGCGUUACAGGUCUACAGCCGAGGACGGAGUACGUGUGCUACUACACCGCAUCCAACAUGUUCGGGACUAGCAUGCACAGCGAUGUAGGAGCGCCUUUCACCACCUACUCGUCUCGCUGGUAAUCUGGAUGCUGGCAAUGGAGAUCGUCGCUGGGGAGGCACUGUCAUCUUCUAGCUUCGGGUCUUCAGUGAAAUAGCUCAAGUACCAGCCAGCCAAUGCCAAUUGCCUGCUGUUUACCACAAGACUUGUCUGGUGGUAAUUAUAAGACCUCCGGCUAAUAUUAUAUUUUGAUUAUAUCCUAACCCUUUCUUCCUGUUUGGUAUCUAUUUGAUAACCUUUAGAUAUUGCAACCACAAUGUCUGAUAACCUUUAGAUAUUCCAACCAUAAUAUCUUUAAAAGAUGGCAAAAAGAUUUAGAGA